This is a messenger RNA of Priapulus caudatus, 1536 nucleotides long. RefSeq lists its product as uncharacterized. The annotation marks the transcript as partial. The transcript has 3 exons. The record is from RefSeq and is a predicted model, not a curated record. NCBI's taxonomy places the organism in Eukaryota, Metazoa, Priapulida, Priapulimorpha, Priapulimorphida, Priapulidae.
GGUGAACACUGCUCUGCGUUUUGCGCAGAUUCUGACGGCUUGAGCGGACGGACGGACACGAGCGGCGAGCGCGGAGACAACACUAGAGAACGAGAGAGAGAACGAGAGAGACUGCGAUCGAUGGAAGAGGGUGGGCAACAGAGCAGGGUACCUACGCUGCCGCCGCCGCCGCCGCCACGCGCAAUUGUUGUGUGAUCGAGGGAGUGGGUGGUUCCCGCGAGCAACAAAGAAAGAGAGGAGGGGAAGAGAAAGAGGGGACGUUUCGGCGCUUCGGUCGAACAUGGAUUGGUUGAGUAUAGCUCUCUGAGCUCUCACACCCUAGGAUGGAAGAAGUGGGCACCGCACAGCCACACGCUCAGGCAGGCACGUCCCGUGAUGCGGACGCAGACGUGCGAUUGGCUGUGACAUCAUCAACAUGGCGGCCCGGUGAGCGGAAAAAACCUCCCGUUGCCUCGCGAUCGCUCGAAAUGCGCCGGAACGACCAACUGGCGACCGGUCACCAUGGCAACGAGCAUCACGGGAGGCGGGGAGCCGAGGAUCGGCCUGGGUCAUUGCCGGCGGCGACGUCGGGGGACGGGGCGCCGCCACCUAUCGUGGAUGCUGCGUAUGUAGAGGUAACCAUGGCGACGGAGGCAGGGCCGACGCGAAACCGGCCGAAUCAUCGUUCGCACCAGGAGAGAGCGGCCGGCGUGCGACACAGCCACGGUGGCGCCAUCGCUAGUGCACACAGCCACGGUGGCGCCCUCUCUAGUGCACACAGCCACGGUGGCGCCCUCUCUAGUGCACACAGGAACAGCGCGUCACUGCCUGCCAUCUAUAAUUGUAGCAGCGGCGACGCCGUCGUCCAUCGUGACUCGUCCGCAGAUGCCGCCGCGCACGGAUGCUGCUCGGCGGACGUCGGUAACCGUGGCAACGGCACGCCGCAUCAGCCGGCCGGCGUCGCCGAGUGGCGCCGGAGCGCGCCGCAGCAUCCGGAGGAUAACCGCGGUAACCACGGCAACGCGAGCCGGCACGUCAACAACAACAACGAAGGGGAGCGUGCGGCGGCGACGACGGCGACGUUGACGUCGAUGGGCGUUCGCACGAGCGUCGAGCGCGCGCCGCCGAUCGAGACUGCCGCCAACCCGCACGCUCUGCCCUCGACGCUCAACACGGGCAUCGUGCUCCGGCCCAUCUAUAGCGCGCAGGAGCUUCCCGACAUCCUCAACUCGCACAUGCGGCCACCGCCGCGCAGCCAGCGUGAGGAUGCGUCGCAGCUGCCGCGCGCUGGCAUGGGGGGAGGCAUCGGUCUCAUCCGCACCCACCGCAACGCUCCCAGCAUGGGAGUCUACAUAUCAGACCCGAUGUUUGACGACUUAGAACCGCCGAAGGGAUGCUGCGGAGAGGCGAUGAAUCAGACGAUCGGCAUGCGAUGGUUCGUCAUCUUCGUCGGCAUGAUCGGACUGCUCUGCAUCGUCAUCGGCAUCAUCCUCGGCGUUCUAGGUGGCGUCACAGUCGCAGGCUCCGAGUACGUCACCGUCGCCUUGCUACUCAUAG